UUGUCUGCAGAAAAGGCGUGCAAUGGCAUGCUGAAGGCACUGUCAUGGCCUCCAGCCCGAAUGUGCGGAGAGUGCAGCGUUGGUGGAGCAACUGAGCGGCAUUGUCCAAUGAGGGGCAUCGGGUGGGUGGUGCAACAAAUACUCCUCCUUUCCUAUCCCCGCCAAGCUUGGUCCACGUCCGCCAACGCAUCCUUUCUCAAUCACGGCAGGCCACGUUCAACAACUGAGACGGCGUCGCAAAGCGCGCAUGCUAUGCAUUGACCUGCAGCUUACAAGCAACUUUCACAAUGUCUGGAUCCGCCGCCCCUCCAAACGACCCGCCCGUUCCCUUCGAGGCGCCCCCACCCUCGCAACCCUCCGCCCACCCCCCCAACAACGACCAACAUGGCUCAGAUGCCCCUGAGUCGAAUGCCAUCCCGCAGCCAUUGACGCCUGCCACGACCACUAGACAGUCGGUACCUCUGGGCGUCUUCUCGACCCUCCUGGCCAACAACACCACGUCCACGCUCAGUGCCCAGCCCAUCCUGUCCGACGAAGCUGUCCCGGCGAUUCUCAUCCACGCGCAACCCUCUGAUGCACAAGAAGGCCCUACUGACCUCGCAGCGAGCUCAUGUUCAGUGCCUAGUGCGACUACCACAUUGACCAACACGCUGCCCCCGACCCAGUCCGCUGCCCUUCGCGCCCUCAAUGCCCCCGCCUUCCACUCGUCGCCUUCCAAGAGCAAGUCUGCAAAAUCCACGUCUAGCCGAACAACCGUCACUAGCCAGCCUGUCGUGGUACGCACGUACUCGGGUUCACGGCAUACCUCACGCCCGGGCUCCGGCUUCAACACCCCACGCUCGUUUGCAGUGAGUGGAAACAUGCCCACCUCAGCACUGACGGCCGGUCUGGCGGGUAGGAGCGAGCAGCUGCCCUCUGCGGAUGACUUUUCCUUCUCAGCCAUCCUCCGCGCUGUCGAUCCCGAGAUUCGAGAUGCCAUCGAUGCCAUUGCCGAGAUCUGUGCGAAGAGCAGGAUGAGUCUGGCAGAUGAGUAUGACUCACAUCUUCCCCCACAGGGCGAGAUCACUGGGACUGGACCAGGCUGGGCUGUGAGCACUGGAGCGCUUGUGGGGCGAGGCCGCCUGAACAGAAUCAGCCAAGGAUGGUCUGCCGCGGACAAUACGCUGAUGGCUGUGCCUGAAGCCAGCAGCUCUAGCGAAAGGCUGGCACAAGAGGGAAAAGCAGAGAGCAGCAAGAAACGAAGCCAGUCAGCAUACGGCAGCUUGAAGAGCGUCAUCAGUGGUGGCAGUGGCAAGAGAAAAGCAAUUGAUGGUGACACCUUCCGCGAGCAAGAGGGUAGCAGCUCAAAGCAAGCCGAAACGCAGAACCGCGGUCCUCCUUGGGCAGUCCAGGCCUCAGGGUCAUCUUCCCAUCCAGCCAUUACUCUCGCUGCACCUACUGCUUCGAAGUAUCUCUCGCUCGAUACGUCAUGCGCUAUGCAAGACAAUAUCGAUUUCUCAGUGCAGACAACAGACACUCAGCCCCUCAACGGGAAUCCACGAAGACCCUCCUCGCAGCAUCGCAGACAAGCAAUGCGCAGCCUUCCAGCUUCACGGCUCCGUGCAGGUACCUUGGGCUCCUUGAAAUCAUGGCUGCCAUGGCCUCGCCCAUCCGAUCUCAGCGAGAGUAGCCGUCAAGAACUGACACGAGCCGAAGACCGACUCAGGGAGAUGUUGAUGUCUAGCCAAAAUCUCGGCAAAGGUAAAGCCACCGUUAGCGCCGCUUGAAUACGCAGUAUAUGUGGAGGGUUUUGCAGAUUAACGAGUCAUCGAUGCCCUGUUUUAUUUUCCAUACAAAUAAAGAUACC
This is a messenger RNA of Exserohilum turcica Et28A, 1846 nucleotides long. RefSeq lists its product as uncharacterized. The transcript has a single exon. The coding region runs from base 288 to 1766 and encodes 492 amino acids. The record is from RefSeq and is a predicted model, not a curated record. NCBI's taxonomy places the organism in Eukaryota, Fungi, Ascomycota, Dothideomycetes, Pleosporales, Pleosporaceae.